AUGUUGUCCAUAUUUUCUGUCUUUAGAUCGUCGGCUUCCAAAAGUUCUCAUUCCCAUGGAGGGCAACAGCGACCCCCGCGGUAUGCUGGCGAGGAUACAACAGCUACGAGCCGCCGGGAGAUCCUUGGGUGGUACUCGUACGGGAUAGCGGCCGAGGUGUUCGCCGUGUGUGGCGUUGGAUCAUUUCUACCCCUCACCCUGGAACAGUUAGCCCGCGAACGCGGUGUGCUACAGACGAGUCGCGAGUCUUGUGUGGGGGCUUCCUCUGGGAAUACCACGCAGGAUGCCGCCGGCCAGUGUGUGGUGCCUCUGUUAGGCCUAGAGAUCAAUACAGCGAGCUUUGCUAUGUAUACUUUCUCCUUGGCGGUACUUAUCCAGGCCUUGACGUUGAUAUCGUUCAGUGCUCUGGCGGAUUAUGAAAACAACCGCAAGACCUUGUUGAUGACGUUUGGAUUUGUCGGAUCGAUCGCCAGCAUGCUGUUCGUGUUCAUCGCGCCACCUGUAUACAUCCUCGGGGCGGUUUUGGUCGUCGUCGGCGUGACCUGUCUCGGGUCCUCGUUUGUCGUGCUCAACUCUUACCUACCAGUGCUUGUCGCGAACGACCCUUCACUGCAGGACGGCAAAGUGAACGAAGGCGCGGAACUGUCAAGUUACGACCGCGAAGACAACUCGGAUUGGAAUGCAUGGGGUGACAAUGAUAGCUUGGAUGAUCUAGAUCCCUUAAACCCGCCAGCGCAAGGCCUACCGGAAGAUGGGCCACACAAGGGAUCAUCGUCAACCUCACCAGAGCUACAAUUGUCCACCAAGAUUUCGUCGAAGGGAGUUGGUCUUGGUUACUGUGCAGCCGUAUUGGUACAAGUCAUCAGUAUCAUCAUGCUCAUCACACUGUCCAAGACCUCGCUUGCCAAGGUAUCGGCGACACUGCCAAUGCGCCUCGUAUUACUGCUAGUCGGCAUCUGGUGGGCCGCAUUCACCUUUGUGGCUCGUCAUUUGCUGCGCGCUCGCCCGGGGCCACCCCUAGAUAUCUCCACCUCUGGGGGCAAAUGGCGGGCAUGGGCGGGACUGGUCGGAUUUGCAUGGAAGUCCCUCUGGCAAACGGUGAAAGUAGCUGUCAGACUGCGGGAAGUCCUUCUGUUCCUGGUGGCGUGGUUUUUGAUUUCAGAUGCGCUGGCCACCGUCUCGGGCACGGCCAUCCUGUUUGCACGCACCGAGCUGCAUCUCAGCACGCCCUUGAUCGGACUCUUGUCCAUCACCGCAACUCUGUCAGGAAUGGCGGGCGCAUUUCUGUGGCCCCACGUGUCGCGAUAUUUUGGACUGCAGUCGCAUCACACGAUCAUCCUGUGCAUUGCACUGUUUGAAUUGAUUCCGUUGUAUGGGCUGCUUGCUUACAUCCCCUUUGUCCAGCGAUGGGGCGUGAUUGGGUUACAACAGCCGUGGGAAAUUUUCCCCCUGGCGAUUGUACAUGGAGUAGUUGGUGGUGGACUGGCCUCGUACUGUCGGUCCUUCUUUGGACUCCUCAUUCCCCCUGGGAACGAGGCUGCAUUCUACGCCCUGUACGCUGCGACCGACAAAGGGAGCUCCUUUAUUGGACCGGCGAUUGUGGGUGUAUUGGUGGAUGCGACCGGUCAAGUCCGCAGUGGCUUCUUUGUCAUUGCCAUUCUGAUCCUGAUGCCAAUUCCACUGGUGUGGAUGGUCAAUGCAGACAAAGGCCGACAGGAAGGUUUGACUAUGGCUGAGACCCUGGAGUCACAGAAGUCACCUGGACAAGAAGAGGCCGAAGGACUACUGAGGAAUGAAACCGACUAA
Molecule: messenger RNA, 1806 nt
Organism: Penicillium nucicola
Lineage: Eukaryota; Fungi; Ascomycota; Eurotiomycetes; Eurotiales; Aspergillaceae
Exons: 3
Coding region: 1-1806 (601 amino acids)
Biological process (GO): amino acid transmembrane export from vacuole
Source: RefSeq, a predicted model, not a curated record